Molecule: messenger RNA, 828 nt
Organism: Olea europaea var. sylvestris
Lineage: Eukaryota; Viridiplantae; Streptophyta; Magnoliopsida; Lamiales; Oleaceae
Exons: 2
Coding region: 51-746 (231 amino acids)
Source: RefSeq, a predicted model, not a curated record
GUUAUAAAUACCUUUAACAACAAACUCGCUUUGCUUAUGUUCUGAUCUCCAUGGCGUCGUCCUUGCAUGGAAAUGGAUCUUUCUCUCGACUGCAAUUGGCGAAUAAUAAGUCCUUUUUGAAUCCCAAUCACUUUCGCCGAUCAAAACGAAUUGCCAUUGAUGCAAAUUGCGCCAACAGAAAUAGAAUAAAUCUAUCAUCAAAAGCUUCCGACCAGUUGAUGAGUAAUUGCGAUCGGCCUAAUAAAAGGAUCCCGGACGAGGAGGCUGAGGUUAUUUCUAAAGAACUGGAUCGAUGGGUUAGAGAUUCUGCCAUUGAGAUUGUGCGUAACCUUGAUGAGGCCCCCUUCCUUGUGCACGUAUACGGUGAUAAUGGUGAUGGAUCAACUCGAACGACGGGAAUUAAAUUGGUUAGAGAAAAGGCCACGGCAGAGGAUUGGCCUUUUAUCAAAAAAAGAUGGGAGGGAGGGAGCCCGACCCCGAAUGGAAUCAUUUUGGUGGAAGAUCUCGAACCAAAAUCAGAACCAGACAGAGAGAUGAUCGAAAUUACUGAUCAUUCGCGUUCCUCAACUAAGAAGUGGGGGAUACUUAUCCAAGGAGAAGGGAUCAAUUGUACAGCUUGCUACCUUCUCAAGACUAGUCAAGUUCAAUCUGUGGCAGGAUUUUGCACUCAUUUUUGUUUGGUUAGGGUUGAUUGUUUUGUAGAACAUGCUGAUAUUCUACUAAGAAAAAUGUGGUUGCAAAAUUAAAAUUAUUUCAACUCUUACCUAAAUAACUGUAUUUUACUGUGUAUGAUUGAUAUUUUCAAAUGUAUACAACACAAAUUUCUCC